AUGUCCGGAACGUCCACUCUCGCUACAAGCUUCUCUGCUGUGGCGGCAAAAGAUAAGACAGACGCCGACCCUGCUGCUCGUUAUCAAGACUGCCUGGCAUGCCGAGUAAUUGGAACGGCUGCGCUGGGCGGCGUCGGUGUGUACGCACUCAACCAAUCUCGCGCCCACCAGCCAGGAUCGAUCGUUGGGAAGCGGAUAAUGGCGGGAUUGGGUGUCUGUUUCCUAAUUGCAGGUGCUAUGCGAUGGACUAAGUAA
Laetiporus sulphureus 93-53 is the source of this 255-nucleotide messenger RNA. RefSeq lists its product as uncharacterized. The transcript is spliced from 2 exons. The record is from RefSeq and is a predicted model, not a curated record. Bases 1 to 255 code for a protein of 84 amino acids. NCBI's taxonomy places the organism in Eukaryota, Fungi, Basidiomycota, Agaricomycetes, Polyporales, Laetiporaceae.